UCCCUCCCUCCUCUCUCUGUCUCUCCCUCCCCCAUCUCUCCUCCUCCUCCUCUCUCUCUUGCUCUCUCCCUCUCUCCCACCGUUCGUCGCCCCGGGUUCGUCUCUCCUUCUACGACAGCGGCGGCGGCAUUGGCGGUAGUGGCGGUAGUGGCAGAGAUCACGGAGAGAGAGAGGCGCAGAGAGCCAGACACCCGCUGCGCCUGCCGGCAUCAUGAAGGACCGAAUGCAGGAUCUGAAGGCGGGGAAGGACAGCGACGAUGACGAGGAGGUGGCCGUCAUCGUUGACCGGGACCACUUCAUGGAUCAGUUCUUCGAACAGGUGGAAGAGAUCCGCGGGGACAUCGAGAAGGUGGCCGAGAAUGUUCAGGAGGUGAAGAAGAAGCACAGCGCGAUCCUGUCAGCACCCAACACGGACGAGAAGACCAAGCAGGAACUGGAAGACCUGAUGGCAGACAUCAAGAAGACAGCCAACCGCGUGCGCUCCAAGUUAAAAGCCAUCGAGCAAGACAUCGAGAAGGAGGAGACGGAGAAUCGCUCCUCGGCCGACCUGAGGAUACGCAAGACGCAGCAUUCAACCCUGUCGCGCAAGUUCGUGGAGGUGAUGACGGAGUACAACUCGACACAGUCGGACUACCGCGAGCGGUGCAAGGGGCGCAUCCAGAGGCAGCUCGAGAUCACCGGGAAGACGACCACUAAUGAGGAGCUGGAGGACAUGCUGGAGAGUGGCAACCCUGCAAUCUUCACGUCCGGGAUCGUGCUCGACUCCAAGAUCGACAAGCAGGCUCUGAGCGAGAUCGAGUCCCGGCACAACGACAUCAUCAAGCUGGAGACGAGCAUCCGCGAGCUGCACGACAUGUUCCUGGACAUGGCCAUGCUGGUCGAGAGCCAGGGAGAGAUGAUUGACCGCAUAGAGUACAACGUGGAGCACUCGGUGGACUACGUGGAGAGGGCCGUGUCUGACACCAAGAAGGCCGUCAAAUACCAGAGCAAGGCGCGCCGGAAGAAAAUCAUGAUCAUCGUGUGCUGCGUGGUGCUAGGCGUGGUCAUCGCUUCCACUUUCGGUGGCAUUUUCGGAUAAGCCACGAGACGCAGCACAAAAGCAGCGCCCCUUCCCCCUGCUCCCCCAUCCCCCCCUCCCCUCUAGGCCCCC
Messenger RNA from Petromyzon marinus (sea lamprey), 1150 nucleotides. Its product is annotated as syntaxin-1A. The record is from RefSeq and is a predicted model, not a curated record. Gene Ontology annotation, biological process: vesicle fusion; intracellular protein transport; exocytosis. Gene Ontology annotation, molecular function: SNAP receptor activity; SNARE binding. Gene Ontology annotation, cellular component: SNARE complex; endomembrane system; plasma membrane. NCBI's taxonomy places the organism in Eukaryota, Metazoa, Chordata, Hyperoartia, Petromyzontiformes, Petromyzontidae.